Macrosteles quadrilineatus (aster leafhopper) is the source of this 1501-nucleotide messenger RNA. Its product is annotated as trypsin-1-like. Gene Ontology annotation, molecular function: serine-type endopeptidase activity. Lineage: Eukaryota; Metazoa; Arthropoda; Insecta; Hemiptera; Cicadellidae. Gene Ontology annotation, biological process: proteolysis. The transcript is spliced from 7 exons. The coding region runs from base 2 to 1135 and encodes 377 amino acids. The record is from RefSeq and is a predicted model, not a curated record.
CAUGGCCGGUCUGCUGCUGUUCGCGAUUUGUGCGUCGCUGCUGUCCAGUGCUGUCCUGGCCCAGGACCUGGACGGAGUGCACCACUUCAUCGAUGACCCAGACAUCCUGGAGGGUGACGGCCAAGGUCCUGAUGUCCUCGGUCCUCCAGACAAUGACGUGGAGAGGGCGUCCUUUGUCCAGUGGAUCCUGGCGCUCCUGGGGUACCAGCCCUCCAAACCUCCCUCGCAACCGCUGCCGCAGCCAAUAGAUCCCGCAAAAUGCACGCCUUGCAAAUGCGGGUUAACCAACAAACAGACGAGGAUUGUCGGGGGUCACGUGACCUAUGUUAACCAAUACCCGUGGAUGGCGCUGCUGAUGUACAGAGGGAGGUUUUACUGUGGUGCGACCCUUCUCAACUCCAAGUAUGUCUUGACAGCGUCUCACUGUGUCCAUGGGUUCAGCGAAGACAAAAUAUCCGUGAGGAUAUAUGAACAUGACCGAGACACAAACAAUGAGACUGUGCACCUGGACAGGAAGGUUGAAAGGAUUGUAGGUCACAGUGGCUACAGCGAGUACUCCUUUAACAACGACAUCGCACUGAUCGCACUGGACGAAGAGGUUCCUAUAGAGGGUCCUCUGAGACCGGUGUGUCUUCCACCUCCUAAGAAGAGCUUCACGGGGGACACAGGCAUUGUGACGGGUUGGGGGGUGAAGAAGGCCGGGGGUGCGACCUCGGCGACCCUACAGGAGGUUCAAGUCCCCAUCAUGAGCAACAAGGCGUGCAAGAACUCGUCCUACGGCGCCUCCAGGAUCACGGACAACAUGAUGUGUGCCGGGUACCCGGAGGGCAAAAAGGACUCAUGUCAGGGAGACAGUGGUGGUCCUCUUCAUGUCGUGCUCAACCAAGAAGUUCACCAUGUCGUGGGGGUAGUUUCAUGGGGUGAAGGAUGUGCUCAGGCAGAUCACCCCGGAGUCUACACAAGGGUGAACCGCUACCUUACAUGGAUAGAGAAGAACACCAGGGACUCGUGCUACUGUCAGCCCUUCGAACACUUGCAGCCCGCCCCCGAGUCACCGCCUCCCGCCACCCCCACCCCCACAGCUGCACCCUCGCCUGCCCCCGUCACUGAGGAGGUGUCCGAGAACAAGAACUGACCUGCUACAUAAUACGCUGUGAUAAAAAGCCUUACUUUAUAAACAUGUCUCUUGACGUGAUGAAAUAUUGAUUAUUUCAUUAUUGAAUUUCGGGGAAGCCAUAUUUGUCAAUUAAAGUGUUUGAUAAAUGUGUCAUUGAUUAAUUUAUGUAUUUUAGGGAUUUUAUAUUCCUAAUUUAAUGCGUGUGGUAAAUCAUCAUCACUAGUGUUUAUUGUUGCGUUUGAAAAUUGUUUUUGGGCAUUCAUUGUUUUUGAGAAAUAUUAAUUGUGUUAGUUUUUGCUUAAAGUGUUGGAGUUACAAUUAUUCUUGCUUAACAUUAUUUAAAACAACUUUUUUCAUCCAAUGGUUUAAAAAAAUAUAUUUUGU